UCUCUUCUCUUCUCUUCCCUCUCCCUUCUAUCUUUUAAUAUAUCACCAUGGAAGAAAUCUGUAACACACUUCCUCAACACACUUCUGGUUGGUCUAAAGAAAGGUUAACCUUGUAUAAGUAUCAAGGAUAUUGGAACGUUCGAGAACUCGUCGAAGGAGCCAUUAUGGCUCAAAAAACCUUCAAGGCUAAGCCAAAUAAUUUGUUCUUGUGUAGUUGCCCCAAAACUGGCACUACUUGGCUAAAGGCCUUGGCGUUUUCCAUUUUAACUCGAGAAACGUUUAAUGCGUCAAAUACUACUCAUCCUUUGCUCACAACCAUGCCUCAUGAUUGUGUCCCUUUCCUAGAGCAAGACCUUAAAAAAAUUCAAGACAACCAAAUAAAAAACUCGGAUGCCCUCCAACUCGUGGCCACACAUCUUCCUUAUGCUUCUUUGCCACAAACAAUCUUAGCUUCAAAUUGUAAGAUUGUUUACAUAUAUAGGAAUGUAAAAGAUGUAAUAGUUUCUAAUUUCCAUUUCAUAAAAGAAGCUUUCAAAAUACCGAAAGAAGAGGCUUCCUUUGAAGACGCAUUGGGUGAGUAUUGUCAGGGCAUUUCAUUGUCUGGACCAUAUUGGGAUCAUAUUUUGGGCUAUUGGAGAGCAAGCAUGGAAAGGCCUGAAACCGUUUUAUUCUUGAAAUAUGAAGAUAUGAAGAGCGAUACUACGAGUAAUGUGAAAAGGCUAGCGGGGUUUCUUGGAUAUCCUUUUUCAAUCCAAGAAGAAAAUGCAGGUGUGGUUGAUAACAUCGUAAAGUUGUGUAGUUUUGAGAAUCUGAGCAAUUUAGAAGUGAACAAGAGUGGAAAACAUCGUUCAGAAGAAGGUUAUGAGAUUGAAAACCGAAUUUUUUUCAGGAAGGCUAAAGAUGGAGAUUGGGAAAACUACUUCACAUAUGAGAUGAAAGAAAAGAUAGACAAAUUGGUAGAAGAGAAAAUGAUUGGCACCGGUUUAGUGUUGAAGUAAUGGAACUUGAAACCUUUUUCUAACAUAUCGAUCUUAUUAUCGAUCUAUCUUUGUUGUUUUGUCUAAUACAUUGCUUUAUUUCAGUUAGUUAUCACUAAAAUAAUGUACGUCAUAAUUUUAGUAUCUCGAUUGUAUUGUGUAUGCAUGUUUUGAUGAUACUCUUUGAAGGUGUAAUUCUAUCAUUUAUCAAUUUAAUUACUCGGGUUCGAUCC
Erigeron canadensis is the source of this 1210-nucleotide messenger RNA. RefSeq names its product flavonol 3-sulfotransferase-like. Gene Ontology annotation, biological process: sulfation. NCBI's taxonomy places the organism in Eukaryota, Viridiplantae, Streptophyta, Magnoliopsida, Asterales, Asteraceae. Gene Ontology annotation, molecular function: sulfotransferase activity. The transcript has a single exon. Gene Ontology annotation, cellular component: cytoplasm. Bases 48 to 998 code for a protein of 316 amino acids. The record is from RefSeq and is a predicted model, not a curated record.